UGUAAUUAAUGCAAAUCAAUGUGGGUUUAUGAAAAAUAGGUCUUGUCAGGCUAAUCUAUCAUUGUUUUUAAUGAGAUUACAAGUUUGGUUGAUAAAGAUAAUAGAGUUGUCAUAAUAGACUUCUGUAAUACGUUUGUCUUGCUACGGCAUGACAUUUUGAUUAAAAAACUAGAAUAUAAAAUUAACAUGGCACAUGUUAUAUGGAUUAAAAACUGGCUAACUGAUAGGUCUCAAAAGUAACUAUAUCCGGGGAAUGGUCACUAAGAGGUCUGUUUCCAGUGGGGUCCUGCAGGGAUUGGUUCUUGACCCUACACUAUUUAACAUCUUUAUCUAUGGCCUGGAAGAAAACGUUAAGUCAUCACCGAUAAAAUUUGCAGGUGACACAAAAAUUGGGGGAGUGGUAAAUAGUGCAGAGGACAGGUCACUGAUUCAAAGUGAUCUGGAUCGCGUGGUAAGCUGGGCGCAAGCAAACAAUAUGCGUUUUAAUAUGGCCAAAUGUAAAUGAAGGAAAAAAGAAUACAUGCCAUACUUGCAGCACAGGGGACUCUAUCCUGGGAAGCAGCGACUCUGAAAAAGACUCGCGGAAGGCGGUGGACAAUCAACUGAACAUCAGCUCCCAGUGUGGCACUGUGGCCAAAAGAGCUGAUGCGAUCGUGGGAUGCGUAACCAGGAGAAGCUCAAGUAGGAGUGGAGAUGUCAGAAGUCUAGAAGCUCCAGUCAGGGAUCGUGGCCCCCUCGUGGUGGACACUGUGUACACACAGAAUGAAAAGACAGUCCCUGUCCCAAAGAGCUUGCAAUCUAAGUAAUUAUUGUUAGUUAUCAAAGAAAUGGGGCUUUCCCUCAGUAUGGCGGAGCAGACACAGCAGGGAAAGGAGGGAUACAGAAAAUAGAUGGAGCUGGCUCUGAUGGAGCUCCCACAUUAAUAAUAAUACCUCUCCCUUCUAUAGUGCUUUACUAAGGGAAUCAAUAUCAUUACCACAUUUAAUAGAUAGGGAAACUGAGGCACAGAGCAGGGAAGUGAUCUGCCCAAGGUGACCUAUCAGAAACAAGAGUAGAACCCAGGUUUCCUGCGCCUCCCCAACCCCGUCCAGUACUCCACCCCCAAGCCAGACCACUUCCCUUAUCAACAGAAUGAUUCUCACAGUUUUGUUACUCCAGCCCAUAGAAAUCUGCAUGAUUCCUGGUCCACUUGGGAACCAUGUUUAGGACUUGGAUCCUCCUUGUGCACACAGAUAAAAUGCCCCCGCUGCUCUCCACAGCAAAUUCCGUGUCCAUCUGUUUCAGGAGUCGGACGGUGAGAAGGAGACGAAGAGACGGGUUUGGGCACAAAAAAUCCAGUGUCUCCCAGCUGGAGAUCCCCCCGGCCCAUGAGGAAAGGUGUGUCUGAGCUCCACCCAAAAUGUACCACGCGGGAAGACGGGCCUCAGAUCAUGGCCAAACGCCGCAGCAUAAGGAAGAACAAUAAAUGGCUCUUUUUUAAAAAUUAAAGUCACCAGGGUUGGGGCUGAGCUGAUCCCCUGGGUCGGAACACAUGGGAUGUGGGGAACAUUCAGAUCGAGUCCAAAGGUUGAGGUCAAGUUUAUCUCCCAGGAGCACUGUCCCGUGCACCUCCUUAGUUCUGGCUCUGCCACGGGAAAGAGUUGGAGAUGAUCUGGGACAGCAGGGCCAGGGAGAACCACACGGUCAGCCCAGGAGUUGGGAUAGGCAUCUGAGUAGGUGGCUUAAUUGCGGCAGAUCCUGCGCAGACAGAGAUGAGUCAGGGAUGGUUGGCGGCCAGGGGAUGGAGGGGUUGGGUGCUGAAAAGGGAACGUGUCGUGCAGUUGCCAGGACUCUGUCUAGAGGUCACAUCUCUCUCGCUCGCUCUCUCCUCGUCUCCUAGGCUCACGCUGGAAGAAGCGUCCUCCUGGAAGCGCUCGUUUGAUUGCGUCCUGGCGAGCCCGGCUGGCCGGAGGAUCUUCGUGGAGUUCUUGCGGACAGAGCACAGUGACGAGAACAUGGCCUUCUGGCUGGCCUGCGAGGAGCUCAAGAGGGAGCAGAGCCAGGAGCAGGUCUGCGAGAAAGCCAAGAUGAUCUACCUGGAUUACAUCUCCAUCCUGUCCCCAAAGGAGGUCAGCAUCGAUGCUACCGUGCGCGAGUCAAUCAACAGUUCCCUGGCGAGGCCCAGCGCGCACAUAUUCAACGAGGCCCAGGCACAAGUCUAUGCCCUCAUGCACCGAGACUCCUACCCCAGGUUCCUGGCCUCAUCACUGUACAGGUCACUGGAGCAGAGACUGUCUGCCCCGGCUUGUGACACGUAGCAAAGCCCCUUGCACGCACACGCAUUUCACGAUACUGCCACCUCCUUCAGCUUCCUGCCAGCUCGUCAAGGCACCGGGAUAGGCGGGGCAGAGCCUCAGUUCUCUCUUUCUUUGUGGGUGAAGCCACUGGUGUUUUGAUAGUG
Molecule: messenger RNA, 2440 nt
Organism: Gopherus flavomarginatus (Mexican gopher tortoise)
Lineage: Eukaryota; Metazoa; Chordata; Testudines; Testudinidae
Product: regulator of G-protein signaling 19-like
Exons: 2
Coding region: 1752-2297 (181 amino acids)
Source: RefSeq, a predicted model, not a curated record